UUUGUCCGUCUUCGACAACACAGACGAGUUAUUCAAAAGGUUGCCGUCUGACUUUGAAUUUUUUCGGACAAAUAUCGGGGUGAAAAAACGCGUUUCCGUACUUAAAACUAAACAACAAAUGAAUUAAAUCUUGGAUUUCGAGUGUUAUGUGACUGUUGCGCCCAUCUUUUGUAUCGAGGGAUUAUUCGAGUGACUUUUAGUGUUUGUGUUUGCCUAAUGAUAAUGAAUAGUUUUCGUUCUAUGAUAUGAUAUCCCAUAAUGGCCGGCCAUGUACGCCGGUACAAAACCCGUACGUUCCUCAAACGUUAGAGUCAUGCAAAUCUUCCACGAGCUUAAAGCCCAAUUCCCAACCGUUCCCGAUCACAUCAUCACAGCCUGCAUCACGUCCCACUUAGCAUCGGAUUCGCCUGGAAAUCUACGAGAUUUGGUCGUAGCUACGGCCGCAAAAGACCAACAGAACCAUCAGAUGGGACGACCUUCUUUACAGCUUGAUACAUCUCCCUUUACUACCCCAACCCCAAUAGCAGCUGAUAUGAGCGUCAGCGACUUGGUUAAAAGUGAAACAACCACAAGUGAUCCAAUAAAAAAUACCAGCCUAGCAAAACGUCCAAACACUUUAAACAUAAACAGCGACCGCAAGUUACAGUUAUCGGAAAAGUGCAGAGACGUGCACAAACUGUUAAAUUCGCCGAUUCUCGCUGAUAAACCACCGCUAUCUCCGUUAAGUGUUAAACGAUUUGCCGCCAAGCAAGUGCCAAAAGUGCUCAAAAAAGAAACAGUUUCCACUCCCACUCAGACCACUGACACUCUAGUGAAUAACGCGCCGUUAACCAGUCCCAGCCUAAAUCUAUCCCUCAACGUUAACUGCCAAAUGGGGCUGGUGCAAAGCCCUACCAAACCCAGGUGUACUACUAGAGUUGACUUUACACCAACCCAGCCUUGGCUCAACCCAAACCCUUUCCUGCCAGACCCCGCAUCACCUCGAAGUUUUACCAGUGUUAACCUGACUUUAAGACAGCCCACCUCUACACCACAAGAUCCCAUAGAUAUAACUUCGCAAAAUUCAAGUUUGACGUACUCUACAAGCAGUUUCGAUAAGGAAAAAGGACUGGAGAGUAGAUUGCAGAUUACAGUUGGACCCAGUGGUAGUGUGACGUCGGUUAGAGCCAGACCUAGAAGCUUUCAUUUGGGAGAUACUCCUCGGCAAGAAGGCGAAGAAGAUGCACUGAGGACGGGGUCGUUGAAUAAUUUAGCCGCAAUAAAUCCAGAAGCUUCAGUGUUAGUCAGGCAACAAGCUCGGAUAGACCACAUGAAAAUAGAGCUAAGAACUGAUACUGCAAGGCUGGUGAUUUUGCGACAAGAAGUCGAGGAGUUGGAGAAGAAAACACUACAGGUUCCUGAAAGCCGAACAGCAGAAGAAAUAGAAAAACAAUUAAAACUAGAAAUUAAACACUUGACGUUCCAGUGUGAACAAUUAGCUGAUAGGUUAGAUCAAAAUCAAUUCUAUAACAAUAUUUAUUCGGGACCUACAGGUCCUCUAAUAGCACCUCGUCAAAGACAAUCUCCCAGACGACCUCAAGGAGGACGUUACUCGGACUUUCCCGACGCGGAUGAUUCCAGAUGGAACUGUUCCGUUUGCACAUUCCUCAACCAUCCCGACCUGGACAAAUGCGAACAAUGCGAUAUGCCUCGCGUGUUUCACGGUACGAACUUUUCAGAUUUAACCCUGGAUGGUUUGCCUAAUCCCAACGCUUUGAACAUGUCUUAUGAUAUGUUUAAAAAGUCCGCUAAUGCGCUUAGAAAAAGCGUCAGCGCUAAUGAAAAUCGCUCGCCCAUAACCAGACGCGAAAUGUUGAGGAGGCUGCGCGAUAAUAAUGCUGCAAAAGAGACUAACAAUAAUAGGGUUCCAUUGAAUUCUAGUGUGUCUGCUCCUAGUAUGGUACAUUUUUCAAUGGAACCUGAUAGUAGUAGUGGAGCUUGAAUUUGUGUGUUUUUAAUUUUGCAUUGUGAUAUUGUGUUUGAUUUUAUAAUAACUUCUUAUAGAAGCUAAAAACUUAUUGUUGUACAUUUUAUUGUCCGUCGAUUUUAAUCUGAUACUCGGACGGAAUGUGAGCUGGUGGCUCCCUACAUUAGAACGCCAGUGGUUAUCUGAUGACAUCAUACCUGUUUUUGCCAUAUGAAACACCCCCUCGCUCCUCAUACGGAAAGUGUCAGUUAAAAAUCGACGAACAAUACUCUUUGUCUUAUUUUAUUAUUAUUAUUAUCCAUUGGUUAAAGCGUUGAUUGACGUUAAACUAAAUUCCAGCCAUUAUUUUUAGUUUGGUUUAUUUGAACUACUUAUUGUUACAUUGUUUUGAAAUAAAUAGUUGAGUUUUAAAUUUUUCUCUUUUAUUUUCUAGUAUCAGCUGCUCCCGGGGAUAAUAUUCAUAUUCAUGUUACUCCAAGACUGCCUAGACGUAUUGUUCAUUCUUGGGUUCUAUGAAAAGAAGAAUAGUUUUUACACUUUUUUUUUUGGCUAUUCUCUAUUUAAUUCUAAUUAUUUAUUUUAUAGGUAAAUUAAAUUCGCUCAUCAAUGUACACAAUUUUAUUUGUAACACAUAAAUAGCUAAUUUCUUAUUUUUUAAGUUGAUAUUGUAAAUAUUUAUUUAUUUUUAAUUAAAAUAAUGCUUAUUUUGAUAAUUUAUUUGUACAAUACUGACUGAAGUUAAACAGCUGUGCCUCUUUCCAAAUUCUGUUUAAUUUCAGCUGUAUGCUCCCCAUAAAACCUAUCAAGCUUCUUAUUAAACUUAGCAUUUCUUUCGUUGAUGUAAUCAAUAUCAGCAUCAUCAUUGUGCAUCCUCCUUCUCGAGAAUUUAUUCCUCUUGGAAAUUUGAUCUUCAACGCUUUUCACCAAAUUAUCUACAGCUUCCGGUCUGUCCUGGUGCAGCCCAUGAACUAUUGUGUUGGGACCUGCGUAAAAAGCAUCCCCAUAUUUUUGUUUUUGCUCUUCGUACCACUCCAUGUCUUUUGGGGCCAUGUUUUUCACCAGCCUGUUGUAUUGGCGGUGCGUGGCCGCUUCGAAAUCGGAAAAUCCUACAUCGGGGUUCUUCUUUUUCUUUUUUCUUUCCAGUUUUUCCGCAUCCACAGCCGUUACGUUUAGUAACUUCAAUCGAUCAUAAUCUUCAC
This is a messenger RNA of Ceutorhynchus assimilis (cabbage seed weevil), 3165 nucleotides long. NCBI's taxonomy places the organism in Eukaryota, Metazoa, Arthropoda, Insecta, Coleoptera, Curculionidae. The record is from the annotation of a GenBank genome assembly.